Molecule: messenger RNA, 1776 nt
Organism: Acanthosepion pharaonis
Lineage: Eukaryota; Metazoa; Mollusca; Cephalopoda; Sepiida; Sepiidae
Source: the annotation of a GenBank genome assembly
AUGUUUUCCCUUGUUUUGUUUCAUUUGCAGCAUGAAGAAGUCUACUGUAGUGUAUUGAACAGUCUAAUACAUCCCCUGGGUACACCAGACACAAUAUUUGGUUUGCGACCUGGAGACUUGACAGACUAUCUCAGAACAGCUUUUCAUAUUAAUCAAGAAGACCAUGAAGUGUUCAUUAAAGAACAGAACAAUAAGCCAACCAAUCUUCAUCUUAAUAUUACAGUCCUUGAAGCAAAGGCAAAUAGUACAUAUAGGAUCCCUGAUCAUGACCCUCCCUGGAAUGCUUACUGUGCUAUUAAAAUCAUCAAUACUAGUCGUGCAAGGAUGUCUCCAGCCACAUCACCCAAAUCUUCCCCAAAAAGCAGAAGAGCUAGAACUGAACAGAUGUCAGGAUUGAACACCCAAAUGGCUAAAUCCAUAUCAGGGCUGCAGUGGGAUGAAAAGUUUGAACUUGAAAUAGAAAGCCUGUUAACUGAUGAAUUACAUAUAAGUGUUUAUCUCCAAGACAGCAAUUCCAAAACUGAAUCUUCCAAUAAAUUUGCUCAAGAAAGAAUUCGAGCUCUUAAAAGUUUGCUGCCAUUUUCCCGUCUUUCUGACCAAGGAAAAGGAAUCAUGAGCCUGGGUUCUGCAGUUUUACCUGUCAAGGACAUUUUGAAUGUUGGUGAGGAUCGUUGGGUUGACUUGAGUGUCAGUGCUGGGAGAUUAUCCAAGGCUACUCGAGUUGUGGGAAAAAUACGACUGCAGCUUAGUAUUUCGUUGAAGAAGGUUCGUUGUAUAACAGAAGGUUACUUAAAAGCAACACAGAAACUAUAUGCCUAUGCAGGACAGAAGUCUGGAACAAACACUAUUGACACUCUUCUCUCUCAACACAUUCAUAUCUAUCUAUCUAUCUAUCUAUCUAUCUAUCUAUCUAUCUAUCUAUCUAGUCAGUUCAUAUCUAUCCAUCUAUCUAUCUAUCUAGUCUGUUCAUAUCUAUCAGUCUAUCUAUCUAGUUUGUUCAUAUUAUCUAUGUAUCAAGUCUGUUCCGUUCUAUCUAGUUAUCUAGUCUGUUCAUAUCUAUCUAUCUAUCUAUCUAGGAUGCUUAUACCUGUCUAUCUAGCCUGUUCAUAUCUAUCUAUCUAUCUAUCUAUCUAUCUAUCUAUCUAUCUAUCUAGGAUGCUUAUACCUGAUGCUUAUACCUGUCUAUCUAGCCUGUUCAUAUCUAUCUAUCUAUCUAUCUAUCUAUCUAUCUAUCUAUCUAUCUAUUCUUCUGUUCAUAUCUAUCUCUCUGUCUAUCUACCGAGUGUUUUCAUAUCUUACUAUCUAUCUAGUGGCUUCAUAUUUAUCUAUGUAGUCAUAUCUAUCUAUCUAUCGAUCAUUUUGUUGGUAUCUAUUGGUCUAUCUAAUGUGUUCAUAUCUAUCUAUCUAUCUAUCUAUCUAUCUAUCUGUGUUUCUGUUCAUAUCUAUCUACUCUGUUCAUAUUUAACUUUCCAAUCACAUUCCAUCUCUCUCUCUCUAUUUCUCUGUCUCUCUCUCUCUCUCUCUCUCUCUCUCUCUAUCAAUCAAUCUAGUUUGUUCAAAUCUAUCUAUCUAUCUAUCUAUCUAUCUAUCUAUCUAUCUAUCUAUCUAUCUAUCUAUCUAUCUAUCUAUCUAUCUAUCUAUCUAUCUAUCUAUCUAUCUGUGCAUUUCUAUCUAUCUAUCCUGUUAAUAUAUAUCUAUGAAUCUAUCUAUCUAGUCUGUUCAUAUCUACCUAGUUUGUUGGUAUCUAUCUAUCUAUCUAUCUAUCUAUCUAUCUAA